UUUUCAGAGUCGGUUUUUAAACUGAUUAUGUAAUCGAGAUGGGGAACCAGGUUUCCAGCGCGGACAGCAAACCCGAAGAGUAUGGCCGGAGUAUGCAAUACCGCUACCGUCAUGCUGAUUUAAUUGGCAGGGGAUCGUUCGGCGUUGUUUACAAAGCCAAAGUUACAAAGCGUGGCAAUUAUACAGGCGAGGAUAUUGUUGCUGUCAAGGUUGUACAUAUCGGUUAUGUCGAAACAGCUCCUGACCAUGACAACUGGGUGGCAGCCGCAAAACGACUGCGCAAGCUUACUGAACUGUUUCACGAAAAUCUCGUUGUUUAUCAUAAAGUUGCCAUUACCAAAGCUUCCGGUGGAACCACCAUCGAGCUUGCAAUGGAAUAUCACCAAGGUGAUCUCGCUUCCUUUCUAAAAGAAGCGGAGAAAACCGAAAACCAUCUGCAUGCUGAUACCAAGCUUAAACAAUUCGCAACCGACAUCGUUCGAGGAUUGGAAUACCUGCACCAAAAUGGCAUAAUUCAUGGCGAUUUAAAACCGGAAAAUAUUCUAGUGCAUAUAUCAGAUGAUGGUCAUGAAACGCUUCUGAUUGGUGAUUUGGACGACUUAGUGCAAAUGCGCGAAAUCUCAACGUGUUCGGCAGACAUUUCGCAGUUGCGCGGUACAACGCGCUAUAUGUCGCCAGAAAUGCUCAAGAAAUUUUCUCAAGAAGGAACAGAGGCACCGGGCAGAACAACGGAUAUUUGGAGUUUAGGUUGCAUUGUGCUGGAAAUGGCUGAAAGUUUUAAACGCUUACCCAAAAAACGACUAAUUAGAGGUGGAAAGAUCGUGGAUGUUGCAAAGGAUCAAACGAAUCUCCGGUACGCCAGGCUGAUUAUCGAAGGUUUCGUGCCCUUUAUCAGUGAUGAGGUUGAAGAGAACACGGCAGAUCUCAUCCGCAACUGCUUGGAUCCAGUUAGUAAAAACAGAUUAUCUGCAAAAGAGCUGCUGCAUAAGCUAGAGAGAAAAGAGGUUAUAGUAUUUCUUCUCUAUUGCGGCAAUGACGUCCGACAGUCUAUGGUAUUCGAUCCCGCAAAUAGCUCGUUCUGUGCUGAAGACACAUUAAGCAAACCGACGCCCUCAGGCCUGAUGUCACGUUACUGGCUACAGUUAGCAGCGACGGACACAGAAAUAGUUUUCACUGAAGGAAUAGAUCGCUUGGAAAACAUUUACGGGAAAUUCAGUUUCUGGGAUGUGGGAAACGGAACGUGUCGGGAGCUGACGCCUUCAUUGGAUAUAUUUUUUCACAUGCACCCGAUCGUGGUGAACCAGAAACUUUAUGUCUGGGACUACUUUGAUUCCUUUCAAGAGAUGGAUAUUUUUACUGGACAAGUUGUACGCCUGAAGGAUCCUCCUGCAAUAGCUCGCGACGGCAAUCUUGGCUACAUUCAGGCGGUGGCAAAGCGUGGUAAACAUAUAUUUUAUGCGACAUUUCCCGGGAUGCACCGACAUAAUACCGUAACCAUGCACCAGUAUGAUACCGGAACCAACGAAUGGAAAUCUUUGCCAGAUUUGCCCAAAAGACGGGAUAAAUUUGCAAUGGUUGUGGUGGAUGGACACCUGUACGUCUUGGGCGGGGAAAUUGCUGAACCCGGUGGCAUCUUUCCCACAGCUGACUGCAUUCGACUGAAUCUGGACACCGGUGCCUGGGAUCAAACUGAGGCCCUUGGGCAGCCGAGGUAUGAUCAUGCCGCUUGCGUGAUCAAGGACCGCAUAUACGUUUGUGGCGGAAGACAUUCGGCGAAAUACCAUGCGCUUACAAUAGAAUUUUACGACACGAAAUGCCGCGCUGGAUGGUCGUCCGUCAACUUGUCAGAUAAGAGUAUCGACCUGAUGUCGAGCUUGGCGGCGCGUUGCAAGAAUUAUUACGAUAAUCUGACUGCAGUAUCCGUCAAUCUGGGCAGCAAUACCCCUCUCAGUCCAAACCUUGUCAGCUGACUGUGUUUAAACCGUUUAACUGAAAUAAAUUAGAGUAGUAGUGUAGUACUACUACUCUAAUUUAUUAAUGAUUUCCACAGCAGACACACAUUCAUAGAGCAUUUCAUGGCACAGCGGCACCCGCAUACACCUAAUCGUAUUGAACAUUCAAAACGAACAACAAAAGUUUGCGUGAUAAAUUUAUUUUGACAGUGGGAAUUCACUGAAAUGUCAUCCAGUCAAUGUAACAGUGCUGGUAUCCAAAGUGCAAGUUUUAAAGUUAAAAGUUAAGGGGUAAAAAAGUGUAAAAAAAGAAGAGUAAAAAUUACUAACAGCCGUCCAGGUUCUCCCACGGAUUCGUUAUCUUCGGAAGCCGGUGUGGUUACAGAACUAACUACCGAUGGCUUGUUCCGAUGUCCUCAAAGCAACAUUAAACAAAGGCCAGACAUGCGUCAUCCCAUUAGCAGCGCGCUAAAGCAUUUUGGUUAUCGUUUUUCGAUUCAGCGCAAGUAGAGAUGGGCAGACCUGCAAGUUGCCUAAACGCAGACUUUCAAAUUUUCUCAUAUCUAAACUAUUCCAUGCUGCCGUCUCAUCCAGAUUUCCACAAUUCAGCACUCCAUAGCUGUAAAGAUUACCAACAAUAUAAGCAACAGGUGUCAUAAAUGGAAUUAUGGAGUAAAUAUAAUGGGAUAUGCUAAUAACUGAUACAGGUAUCCUACAUACAUGCAACAUCAAAGGUCACCAAAUUAGAACGUUAUUUGGCCGGUUAAACUCACAACUGGAGCAACCAUCUGAGGCCGUCCCACUUCUUGCCCGGAUACCGAACCGUACGAACCCAGUGAGCAUGCACUCUUUUCAAACGCUUCCUGAUGCCACACUCCGUGUAGCUAAAUGGAUGGAUCUUCGGAUUUUGAAAGAUAGUCUACAUCGAGCGCGGUUUGGAUUUGGAUGGGUGACCACUCUGAGUUCAGGCUGCGAGUGCAUGGCCCGCAAGGCUGUGUGCGACGUGGUUAGUCGGCAUCAGCGCUGACCGUACUGAGUGGCGUGUGCGUUUCUUCGACGCCUGGGCUUAAACGGAUCCUCCAUGGUUCAACUCGCUCGUCGCAUCAGGAUAAAGCACCCGCGCUCCAUUCCUCAUUCAACUACGGAUACGGCCGAACGAUACGGAUCUUGUUGUUAUAGCGUUUAGUCUGCGUGCUUUAUACACGUUUAUGUCAAUGCUUAGCCAUUGUCUAGUGUGCCAGUGCAUGGGUCUAAUAAUGCUUGCAAUUCUGAGCUGUGUUGUAUCAUAUGCCUUCUGUAGCGGAGUUUGAUAAUGAGCGUGUGUUGUGUUCGGCCAGGUUUAAAUUCCCAUGCUGUGUAUGCAAAACACAGCAGGUUAAUGGGUUACCUGCUACCGAGAUGAAACUAUUAAACUA
Molecule: messenger RNA, 3367 nt
Organism: Paramacrobiotus metropolitanus
Lineage: Eukaryota; Metazoa; Tardigrada; Eutardigrada; Parachela; Macrobiotidae
Product: mitogen-activated protein kinase kinase kinase A-like
Exons: 3
Coding region: 39-1970 (643 amino acids)
Biological process (GO): protein phosphorylation
Cellular component (GO): cytoplasm
Molecular function (GO): protein binding; protein serine/threonine kinase activity; ATP binding
Source: RefSeq, a predicted model, not a curated record